GUUGGGAUGACUUGCGACAGUGCGGGACGACAAUUGCUAGUGUGCGGAUCGUGUGGAUUUCCUCUACAGUUUUUCUGCAUUUAAUCGAGCACAUUCGUGUACAAUAUUAUAUCAGCAGUUUCAGGAAAGCGGAAACGUACACCAACCGGAAAUGAGCAUUAUAAAAUUCAUACUACCCGGAUUUACGCUCCUAGUCCGAAAUUUCGCAGUUGUAGCAACGAUGAGCGGAAACAAGGAUUACAAAUCGGCCACGUCGAUCUACGAUUUCACGGCCAACUCCAUCCGAGGAGAGGAGGUUCCUCUGUCCAAAUACGAAGGUCACGUGUGUCUGAUCGUAAACGUCGCUUCGAAAUGCGGCCUUACAGCUACGAAUUACAAGGAGCUCAACGAAUUGUACGACGAGUACGCCGAAUCCAAAGGAUUGCGAAUUCUGGCCUUUCCAUGUAAUCAAUUUAAUGGACAAGAACCGGGGACCGCCGAGGAUAUUUGCAGCUUCGCCGAUCAUCAUAAAGUGAAAUUCGACUUGUUCGAGAAAAUUGACGUGAACGGAGAUAAAACGCAUCCUCUCUGGUCGUAUCUGAAAAAAGAGCAGGGUGGCCUACUCGGCAACUUCAUCAAGUGGAACUUCACCAAGUUUAUCGUCGACAAAGAGGGCAAGGUCGUCGAAAGACACGGGCCUAACGUGGAUCCGCAUAAGCUGAAGGAUUCUCUCGAGAAAUAUUUUUGAAUCAUCUCUCUGUUUUUUUAUGAUUUUUUAAAAUCAAUAUUUUUUGUCGUAUAAACACGAAAUAGAAAUUCCACGAUAUAAUAUGGUUUUAUUUUCUAUCUUUUCACGAUAUGUGUAUACAAUAAAAUAUUUUUAAAUUCUCCUAUCA
This is a messenger RNA of Nylanderia fulva, 875 nucleotides long. RefSeq names its product glutathione peroxidase-like 1 (gene Gtpx1). The record is from RefSeq and is a predicted model, not a curated record. NCBI's taxonomy places the organism in Eukaryota, Metazoa, Arthropoda, Insecta, Hymenoptera, Formicidae. Gene Ontology annotation, molecular function: peroxidase activity. Gene Ontology annotation, biological process: response to oxidative stress.